GAGAAAGUUUACGGUGAAGAAGUGGGUUAGGGGCUUAGCUGGGCGAGCUGAGGUGUAGUUUACUUCACCCCUUGCCUUUUCUAAUUGUCUAAUGCUCGCGCGUUUCUUUUUGGAGGAAGAUACACUUGGGCCGCCUUUAAACUCAGAUUGGGUAGAAAUUAUUGAGCCCCGUUCUAGGGAGCGAAUGUACGUCAAUUUGACAACUGGAGAGUGUGGUUGGGAUCCACCACCUAAUCUCAGAGUUCGGCAGUCUGAUGAAAACCAGUGGUGGGAACUCUUUGAUCAAAACAACAAUCGUUUCUAUUAUUAUAAUGCCAUCACUCAGCAGACUGUGUGGCACAGGCCUCAGGGUUGUGACAUUGUGCCACUAGCUCAGCUCCAAGCCAUGAAACGUAAUUCCCAGUCUGAUUUCAGGACAUCACAGCACAGGAACAGUACAAGUAGUGAGGGACGAAAUACUCCUAUCCAGAUAACUCUUCUACAGGACAUGGAGAACAGUAAAGACAACAUCAGUCUCGAGAAGAGGCCAGAAACUGAAAGAGAUACCCUUACUGGUUGGCAGCCUUUGCCAGGGACUAAAGCAGCCAUGCUGGUCAAAGUUAAUAGCCUAAGAAAAGUAAAUUGUUCCUCAAGCAAUUCCUUUCAGAUGCAAAACGAUUCAGAAAUCAGCAGUCAGGAAUCAAUGAAUCCCAAAGCAGUUGUAUAUGCCCAGUCUCAGUCUAUCGUCCCAAACUCAUUAACUCCAAAAUCUACAGCUCCAGUAGAGAUGAAGCGUUCAAUGAAAAUUAAAAAGACAGAGAAUGGAGGAUUUUGUCUGGUACUAACUAAUGGGUAUACUCCUCAGCCUCCCUCAGGAAAUCAGUUACAAAAAUUGCCUGCAUCUCCCAAAUAUGCUUCUCCACCUCCAAUAUAUGAUGAACCAUCAAUUGACUCCCCAAUUUAUGAUGAGCCUCCUACAGAUAUGGAUAUUAGAAUUACAAAUAUGAGUGGGACAACUCCACAAUUGUCCCCAAGCAAUAGCUUAAAUAAGAAGAUGCAACCAAUUAAAUUAUUACAGCCUCCAAGUAUACAGCAACACCAGGGUGGAAAAAAGCAUUUGAGAAACCCGUCUACAACAGAAUACAGCCCUGUGGGAAAAGAAUAUAUUAAACACAUGGUCAACAUUGACCAGUCAUCCAAAAAAACUCAUUCUACCACUGUGAUAGUUGAUGGCAUUGAUAAAUCCCAGUUGGGUCAGCUUAGCUCUAGGGAGAGCUUCAAGCAGUCAUGGAAAGUCGUAGAAGCUAAUGUUCUUAAAAAUAUGGAAGUCCAUAAUCGCCAGCAGAGCAGUGUUCAGACUCAAUAUCCUACAGUGAUAAGUCAGCAAGACUCUGGCUAUUCGACAGGUCCUUCUCCAAGUUUAAGAAAGAGAAAAGGAAGACGACACGUUCCAGGCCUGGGAAGACCUUGUUCUGUAGGCAGCAACAGCGAACUUACUGUGCUGAAUGACAAGCUUAUUGCAGAGAUGCGUGCAGUAGUGAAUAGAUCUGCUGCCUGCAGGGGGAGCAAAGGUAGUUUAGAUGCAGAAAUGCUAGACAACAUGAGUAUGCUAGAAGGUAAUAAAAUUAAGUUUCAAUCAGACUACUUUAAAAAGUGUAAUAGCAGGAACUCAAGAGAUGAUCUUACAUCUAGUAACAGGUCAUUAUAUAGGCCUACAAUGGAGGGUAAAGGCCUCUCAAAUGAUCCAGCAAUACAGCAAGAUGUGGUGAGACAGAAGAGAACUUAUGAAAAAAUAGAUUCUUUAGAAAAGAAUGUGUCCAGCUUGAUAAACCCAUCAUCAUCAGACACAGCACAAUUAUCAACACAGUGUGGAACAAUUGGGUCUGAUUCUCAAGAAGAGAAUAAUGUUCAGUCUGGAACCAACAUCAGAUAUCAGUUUCCCUUCCACACCAUACGAAAGCCCAUCUCCCAAAGCAGCAUGACUGACUGGGCUUCCAAAAAUCUUAAUAUGCAUACUCAGGGCAUUUUUCGUCGGAGGCUCUCCAUUGCCAACAUGUUAUCUUGGAAUGGUGGCUCCAUCAAAAAGCCAAUGCUUAUCACCAGUAACUACACCAUCAAAAAGGAAGCCUGUGAAAUAUUUAAACUGGUACAAAUCUAUAUGGGUGACCGGCAAGCCAGAAUGGACCGCAAUAAUGUCGCUUUGAUGACCAUCACCAAAUGCUGGAGUAUUCAAGGUUUACGGGAUGAGCUGUACAUUCAACUAAUCAGACAAACAACAGACAAUAUGUGCUACCAAAGUCUGGCACGGGGCUGGGAACUUAUGGCAAUUAGUCUGGCCUUUUUCUCCCCAUCACCCAAAUUCCAAUCUUAUCUGGAAGGUUACAUCUAUCGUCACCUCAGCCAAAUCGCAGAUGAAAAUAUUACCCAACGCAUUAAGGAACUUCUGGAUCUGAAAAACAAAAAGAACUCAAAAUCCAGGAAAAAGAGAAAACAAAGCACAGAGGAUGAAGGUCUACCAAUCAGCACUUAUGCCAGGUAUUGUUACCGAAAGCUGCAAAAAGUAGCAAUCACUGGAGGCAAAAAAGGUCUUCGGAAGCCUACAGUUGAGGAGAUAAUACAUGCCAAGAAUGCUAUUGUGACACCUUCAUUGUUUGGCAGCUCACUGGAAGAAAUCAUGUCACGGCAGCAGGACAUGUAUCCAGAUAACAAGCUGCCUUGGGUACAAACACAGUUGUCUCAGCAAGUACUGCGACUCGGGGGAGAACAGACUGAGGGAAUAUUCAGAAUUCCUGGUGAUAUUGAUGAAGUCAAUGCUUUAAAACUACAGGUGGACCAGUGGAAGAUUCCUACCAACCUUAGUGAUCCCAAUAUACCAGCUUCUUUGCUAAAGCUGUGGUACCGGGAGUUGGAAGAGCCUGUCAUCCCACAACAAUUCUACAAGGAAUGUGUCAGCAACUAUGAGAAUCCUGAUGCUGCAGUUGCUGUAGUUGAACUUCUGCCAGAGCUCAAUAAAUUGGUCUUGUGUUACCUCAUCCACUUUUUACAGAUUUUUGCCCAGCCAAUCAAUGUAGGCAAAACCAAGAUGGAUGUAAACAACUUGGCUAUGGUAAUGGCUCCAAACUGCCUGCGAUGCCAGUCUGAUGACCCCAGAAUCAUCUUUGAAAAUACCCGCAAAGAGAUGUCUUUCUUGCGCAUGCUGAUUGUGCACUUGGACACCAGUUUUAUCAAAGGAAUUAUGUGAAGGAUUGUUUUCUGGCAAGACAGUGCAAAAAGAGCAAUUACUUGGCCCCAGCAUUUCCUUUUUGGAGCCUCAUAUUGUUUCCUCUAGAGUUUCCAAGAUCCUACAGUUCUUUGUGAUGCUUUCAUUUACUUAUGCUGAUAGUAAGGUUGAUGAAUCUUCAAUAAUCCCCAAAUGAUUCAAGUCAGUGACCAUACUAGAAAGACCCAAAGGUGCUUUUUCAAGAGGCAACUGGACUUUCUGUUUUUUCUUUGAAGACUUUUUAUUUCUCAGCUUCAGAGCUGAAGAAGAAGCAGCUUCUUGGAUGAAACAUCUUCAAAGAAAAAAAACAAAGUCCAGUUGCCUCUUGAAAAAGCACCUUUGGGACAACCAUGACCUGGAUGACUGAGAAUCUUCAUAGACAUACUAGAAAGAAUUUUGAGGCACCAGAGAGCAAAAUGUUACAUCAUGUUCUGGGCCAGUCCUAAGACCUGCAAUAGUUGUUUCCAGCAGUUCUGUAUAUUCAAAGCCCAAAUGUUAUAUUGCUUUGCACUUCACUGAGAAAUCUUAGUGGAAUUAAAAGUGGAAUUGUCUGUUGGAAACAAAUUGUUUGCAGAUACUGGGAUUUACUUGUUACCUGAAGAUUCAGUACUUCACUAGACAUGCCUCAUUUCAGGUAAAAUUGUUACUUCAGGCUGCUAAAGUACAUAUUCUGCCUGGUUCUGACAUUCAGAUUGCUGACUGCUUUCUUCUCAAGUUUCUCUGGUAUGUUUUCUGCCUUUCGAGGACAAUUCUCUUACCAAAAAGAAGUUUUGAAGCAGUAGAUGGGCUGUAGCUUGUGACAGAGGAUGACUUUUGCUAUGCCUGAGGGUACCUUACGAUUAAAGUUCCAAGCGUCAAUAUUGUCCAAAAACAAAAAUUCUCUUGAAUUGAAUUUUGGUACAAAGCAAAACAGCAAGAAAGUGAAACUGUACAUUUCCCUUGUUUUGCCUACAGUGAUUUGGGAAGAGACUAUUUAAGUCUUAAGCCGCUUUUAGCUUACGUUUGCUCCUAUAUUGUUUGGAUCAGAUGAUUCAGACUCAAGAAAUCCUUUAAUUUCUUUAAUUCAGAUCACUACAAUUUAAGUAAUUUGGAUUUGGGAUUUCUCCAGAAUGGAGAUUUAUCCAGUAGGACAAAUUGCAAUAUUAUAGCCUCUUCCUCCUUAUUUCAGCAUAAACUAAAAUCAGGUACUGAGGUGUUAUAAAGCCUUUUAGAGCAAACAUGAAUAACUACUUAAAGGCUCCUGCCAAUAUCAAGAUUUUGUGUUCUAUUUCAGCUUAUUCUAAGCAGAUAAAAUUAUCUUUUUAAACAUUGAAUUAAAGAAGCUGCAAGGUGAAGAGAUUUAAGUGAAUAGAAGGUGCAGGUUUGGAGAAAAUUAACUGUACUUCUCUUUAUCACUUUCUAAAUAUCCUCAGUGUGCUGUUAAAUGCAGAAUGAAAUAGAGAAGGCCAAAUUAUAUCUGUCUUGUUUUCUUCCUGACCAGUAGCAAUUUCAGAACUAUAAUUUGAGUUGUGACUAUAGUAUAUAGAGGAAAAUAUAUGUUUCCCAGUUCUCCAGUUAAAAUCAAAUCCGUACUACCUCCCACAACUGCAUAUUAAAUAAAAAAAAUACUGAUAGCUCCAAAUACAAAUUUCUCACAUCAUGCAUUAUAACUAUUAAAAGGUAUGCUGUCUUACUCUGGACUUCAUUCUAUUCUUGCCUAAACAUCUCUGCCUUCUUCAGAAAGACUGCUGUUCUCUGUUCGUUCAGUCCCCAGAACACAUGCUGAAUAGAAGGACUGGUGCUUCAGUUCUGCUUCUUUCUUUUGUUCUUAUACUGCAAACACAUCCCUGAAUCUGAAGCCUUCAGUGUUCCUUUAUGUCAUUUUGGAAGUAAGUGUAAUUCUUUCAUCAAAUUUCUGGUCAGAAUAACAGGCUUGAAUUUCAUGGAAACAAAAUGUGAAUGGUCAAGGAAAUAAUGUUAUGGAAAAACAAAAAUCAACUUUGUUCAUUCUUAAAAGUUGGUGCUAAGAGCUCUUCCUUUGCCAGUAAGAAUAUGAUUUGUCCUAGACAUAUUAGUAUUUCCAAGUCACUGGUUAGUAUGAUCUAACUGGGUAAAGAAAUAUAUAUUUUCCUUCUAUUGCCAGAAAUUAUGAUACUUGUUAGAAGGUUCUCACACGUUAUUAAUGGAAUUAACAUUUACUGUUUCCUUUUCGUGUCAGUUCUGCUGUAAAAUUAGAUCCUUUAAGAUGAUCUAUGUUGUAAUGCCAAAGUUUUUGUUCACUCUUUACCUCAUAGUAUUUUUUGAGAUUUAGCUGCUUUUAAGGUAACAAAUCUGGAAAUAUUAAUUUCUAGAUUCCAAAUAAGGCCAUCUUUUGAGAGUUUGUUAUGAAUUAUAUAUACAUCUAUGCAGCAACAUAUGGAUUAUCCUGGGGUAAAGGCUAUAUUAUUUGUGGGUUCUUACAGAAAGAGUAAUGCAGCAUUUCUCAUCCAGGGAUCAUCCAAAUAUGUAGAUUUUAUUUCCCAGAAUUCUCUAAAUAGCAUAACUGCCUAAAAAAUCUGAGAGUUGAACUGUCACAUUUCAGUUUGGGGGGGAGGGGCAGGGAGAAACUGGAAUAAGGCAAUAUAUCACAUACCUAUUUCAACUAUGUUAUCAGGCAGACACAAGUGAUACCCAUGGAUCUGUACGUAAUUGAUACUUUAAACCUCACUAAACCCAAAAUCCAGGCAUUGAUUAUGAUACAUAAAGUUUCAUUUGAUGUAGUUGAUUAGCCUGAGAUUUCUGAGGAGUUAAGUGCUUUUCAAAUAGGCUUCUCUACUAGAAUUUGGCUAGUCCUCUUGAUAAAAUCAGAAAUGGGAUCUUAAUUCUAAAUAAUAAGGAUUAGAAUCCUAUUAAUUUGUACUUGGAGAAAGCCCCAUUAAACUCAGUGGGAUUGACUUCUGAGUAAACAUUCAUGUGAUUGUUAAAAUAUUGGGUUAUAUCUAACAUAAUCCUUUCACUAUUGUACACUACUGACAAUUCAAAUUCAGAAUUAUUUUUGCAGCUUCUAGGUGUCCUCCAGAUCAGUUUUAUAGGACAAGGAGAUGAAUAGAAGCGAUUACUGUUUGAAGAGAAAUACAUUCACACAUAACAGAUGUAGUCCAUCAUGCUUUUGGUAUUCCUCAGACUUACCAAAAUGAGAGUUUCUUGAGCCUAUUUCUAUGACGAUGUAGGAGAUUCUGGAUUUCCUUAGACUGGUUCUGUUUGUGCUAUAAGUUUUCUAUCCUGCAUCUUUGUACAAUGGGAAAUAUUAACCAAUAUGCAAGGUGUCAUAUAUCUACCCUACUUUUUUAAAUUUUGUAUUUAUUAAUUUGUUUUAAGAUGUUCUCUGAUGCACACGUUUCCAGGUUUAAACACUGUUGACAACUAAAAUAUGAUGGAUAAUUGUCACAAUUAUAUCCCCCCCAGCAUGUCACUAUAAUCCAAUCAUAAACUGACUAUUCUUUAAUAAUGUUUUGUCCUACCCCUUCUGGGCAGCAAAAUAGGUUAAAAAAUUACACUGGAUUUUUCCCAAUAUACUUGUAAAUGUGAAUCUGCAAAAUAUACUGUCCUUGUUAAAGAAUAAACAUUUUGGUCAAUACA
Pantherophis guttatus is the source of this 6835-nucleotide messenger RNA. Its product is annotated as rho GTPase-activating protein 39-like. Gene Ontology annotation, molecular function: protein binding; GTPase activator activity. Gene Ontology annotation, cellular component: cytoskeleton; cytoplasm. The record is from RefSeq and is a predicted model, not a curated record. Gene Ontology annotation, biological process: signal transduction. NCBI's taxonomy places the organism in Eukaryota, Metazoa, Chordata, Lepidosauria, Squamata, Colubridae.